Molecule: messenger RNA, 774 nt
Organism: Aspergillus melleus
Lineage: Eukaryota; Fungi; Ascomycota; Eurotiomycetes; Eurotiales; Aspergillaceae
Product: phosphotransferase family protein
Exons: 2
Coding region: 1-774 (257 amino acids)
Source: RefSeq, a predicted model, not a curated record
AUGGAGUUUCUGGACGGACGAAUAUUCACCGAUCCGGCCAUGCCUGAAGUUGGUGCGGAGGAGAGAAACGCAUUAUGGAAAGACGCGGUCCGCACGCUCGCCAAGUUCCACCGAGUCGUCCCCGAAUCGAUCGGAUUGGAGAAGUUUGGGAAGCCAUCGGGCUUCUAUGACCGACAGAUCGCCACGUUCACGGCGGUCUCCCGGGCACAAUCACAGGCGGUGGACGUGGAAAGCAAGGAGCCGGUGGGCGAGCUCCCGCACUUCAUGGACAUGGUGCAGUUCUUUUCCAACAAGGCGACUCAGCCGCAGGACCGCGGCAGCCUGGUGCACGGCGACUACAAGAUCGACAACAUGGUCUUCCACAAGACGGAGCCGCGGGUGAUUGGCAUCCUGGACUGGGAGAUGGCGACGGUGGGCCACCCGCUGUCGGACCUGUGCAAUCUCACGAGCCCGUAUUUCCUCGACGGCACGGAUCACAAGACCGACGAGUUCCAACCCAACGCGAUCCCGGGCCUGCCCACGCGUGAUGACUGCGUGCGGUGGUAUCGCGAACUGGCCGGUUGGGACCCGACCCCUGAUAUACUUUGGGGCGAUGCGUUCUUCUCGUGGAGGAGCUCCGUGAUCAUGCAGGGUAUCAAAGCUCGGUAUGCGCUGAGGCAGGCUAGCAGCGCUAGGGCGCAGGAAUAUGCCCAAAAGACCGUCCCGUUUGCUUUGGGGGCGUGGGAACGGGUCCGACAAGUGCAAGCCGCAUUGCCCCAAAAAGGCAAAUUGUAA